Andrographis paniculata is the source of this 2077-nucleotide messenger RNA. RefSeq names its product hexokinase-3. Gene Ontology annotation, molecular function: ATP binding; mannokinase activity; D-glucose binding. The transcript has 11 exons. Lineage: Eukaryota; Viridiplantae; Streptophyta; Magnoliopsida; Lamiales; Acanthaceae. Gene Ontology annotation, biological process: intracellular glucose homeostasis; glucose 6-phosphate metabolic process; glycolytic process. Bases 276 to 1793 code for a protein of 505 amino acids. Gene Ontology annotation, cellular component: mitochondrion; cytosol. The record is from RefSeq and is a predicted model, not a curated record.
AAUGCUCUCUCUCUAAAAAAGGUUCUCUCUCUUCUUCGUUUCUCCACACUCGCGAAAAGGAGAGAUUUUUUCUUUUUUUGGUUUUUGUUUUUCUUCCAGAGGGAGAAAAACCAAAAAACCAGAACGGUUCUGCGACGUCGUUUUGAGCCCCGGCGACCGGUUUUUGGGUCAUCCGACUCGUUGCGUGGUUGUCCUUCUUUUUGUCUUGCCGGUAGUUCUUGGUCGGUUGAUCGAAUUUCAUCUUCAUUUACGCGGGGAGUAAUCGGCGGCCGUGUAUGGGGAAGUUGGGGUUAGCUUUCGCGGCGGGGAUUGCGACGGGGACGUGCCUGGCGGCGGCCGUGGUGGUGGGGCGGAGAGUCAGGCGGCGGAGGCGGUGGUGGAGGGCGCUGAAGGUUCUAGAAGAACUUGAGGAACGAUGCGCGACCCGCGUGGAGCGGUUACGCCAGAUUGUCGACGCUGUGGCGGUUGAAAUGAACGCGGGAUUGGCGUCUGAAGGCGGUUCCAAGUUGAAGAUGCUUCUCACUCAUGUGCAAAAUCUUCCGACUGGGAACGAACAGGGAAUUUAUUAUGCACUUGAUAUUGGCGGCACCAAUUUUCGAAUUGUGAGGGUUGAAUUAGACGGCCAAAAGUCUGAUUCGAUUAAACACGACGUUGAACGGAUGCCUAUUCCACCACAUCUGAUGACCGGCACAAGUGAGGAGCUUUUUGAUUUUAUAGCAACAUCGUUUGAGAAAUUUGUUCGAACCUUAGAAGGUGCAUCUAAUGGUUCUCGAGCAGAAAGUAUGGAACUCGGCUUCACCUUUUCUUUUCCUGUGCAACAAAUUUCUACAUCAUCGGGAGAUCUGAUCAAAUGGACAAAGGGAUUCUCUAUUCCCGACAUGGUCGGCGAAGAUGUUUCUGAGUGCCUACUGGAGGCUAUGUCUCGAAAAGGCUUGAACAUGCAAGUGACUGCUCUUAUAAAUGACUCUGUCGGAACCUUGGCUCUUGGUCACUAUUACGACGAAGACACAGUAGCUGCUGUGACUUUUGGAACUGGUACUAAUGCCUGUUAUUUGGAGCGUGGCGAAGCCAUAAUUAAAUGCCAAGGCCUUUUUUCGACUCCGGGAGCUAUGAUUGUCAACAUUGAAUGGGGAAACUUUUGGUCCUCUCAUUUGCCAAGAACAUCUUACGAUCUCGACUUGGAUGCCGAUACCCCUAAUCCGAACGAACAGGGCUUUGAGAAAAUGAUAUCGGGAAUGUAUCUCGGCGAUAUCGUGCGAAGAGUAAUCCUUCGGAUGAUGCAGGAAUCGGAGAUUUUCGGGCCUAUCUCUCCCAAACUACAAGAUCCAUUCAUCUUGAGCACGCCGAUGAUUGCUGCGAUGCACGAGGACAACACCCCGGACUUAAGCGAGGUCGCCAAAGUAUUAAAAGAUUCUCUCGAGAUGGCGGACAUUCCCAUCUUCGCUAGGAAGGUCAUCGUGAGGGUAUGCGACGUAGUGACGCGCAGGGCAGCAAGAUUGGCGGCAGCCGGCAUUGUUGGGAUCUUGAGAAAGAUCGGCCGGGACGGCUAUGGCGGAUUCCCAAGCCGUAAAAAAAAAGGCACAGUCCAUAUCAAGAUGCAGAGGACUGUCGUGGCUGUCGAGGGAGGCUUGUACGCAAACUAUGCGAUUUUCCGAGAGUAUCUGAACGAAGCAGUCGAGCAGAUCCUAGGCGAGGAAGUGGCUUCCCAUGUUGUCCUGAAAUUGAUCGAGGACGGAUCGAGCGUCGGCGCUGCCCUCGUCGCGGCAACUCACCGGGGAUCCUCCGUAAACUAAAGAAAUAGGCGGAGGAAGAAGUGUGUAUGAACAUGGGCAGCCAAGUGGAGGGAUGACACGGUGAAAUGACAAGAAGAGGGAGGAGAGCAGUCGUCGGCGAUGGGGAUGGGAUAGGUUCGGAAAAGAAAAGAAGACCACAUCGUGGAGAAAGAUGACAAUGUUGAAAAAAGAGAUGCCGUCAAUCAAGCUUUGUCUGUACGAGGGCUCACUCGAUUUUUAAUCGAAAUUAUACGGUCGAAAAAUAUAUCACUAGUGAUGACAUCUUUCGAAAGGAGAAAAAAAAG